GUGACUGUCUGCUCGUUCGCCGAGGAGCAAAAACGAGCCUGAGAAAAAAGUGCUUUUUAAGAAAUGUUUUAAAUUUAUUUCGACAUCUUGCGGUGGACUGCAGACGCUAAAGAAGUCAGUCGGGCUUCCAGAAUGCCGUCCAACAAAUCCGUGUCGGAGGCGCCCAUCACUCAGCUGCUCAACUGCAGGAUCCUCAGGGACCAUCGGCUGCAGAGGGAGGACCUGUGGGUGCGCGAGGGGAAGAUUCUGGAUCCCGAGAAGCUCUUCUUCGACGAGCAGGCGUACGCCGACGAGCGGGUGGACUGCGGCGGCGCCAUCGUGGCGCCGGGCUUCAUCGACGUGCAGCUCAACGGCGGCUACGGCGUGGACUUCUCGCAGGCCUCCGACCACGUCGGGGCCGGUGUCUCUUUGGUGGCGCGGAAGCUUCUGGAACACGGCGUCACGUCCUUCUGCCCCACGUUGGUCACGUCGCCGACGCACGUCUACCGCAAGGUUCUACCCCAGGUCAAAGUCCAGGACGGCGGUCCUCACGGCGCGGGCGUCCUCGGGCUCCACCUGGAGGGUCCCUUCAUCAGCGCCAAGAAGAAGGGCGCCCACCCCGAGCGCUUCCUCCGCACCUUCUCGGGCGGCGGCGCGGCGGCGGACCUGAUCGACGUAUACGGCGGCCUGGACAACGUCGCCGUGGUGACGCUGGCGCCCGAGCUGGAGGGCAGCCAAUCGGCGGUGGACGAGCUGCGCCGGAGGGGCGUGACCGUGUCGCUCGGGCAUUCGGUGGCCGACUUGUCGCAAGCGGAGGACGCGGUCCGCCACGGCGCCUCCUUCAUCACGCACCUCUUCAACGCCAUGCUGCCCUUCCACCAUCGCGACCCGGGCAUCGUAGGCCUGCUGACCAGCGAUCAGAUCCCCCCGGGCAGGAUGGUUUUCUACGGGAUGAUCGCAGACGGGAUCCACACCAACCCGGCCGCUCUGCGCAUCGCCCACCGCGCCCACCCGGCAGGUUUGGUGCUGGUGACGGACGCCGUCGCGGCCACGGGGCUCCCGCCGGGCCGACGCACGCUGGGCCAGCAGGACGUCGAGAUCUGCGGCCCGCACGUCUACGUGGCAGGCACGCAGACGCUGAGCGGCAGCAUCGCCACCAUGGACGCGUGCGUGAGGCACUUCAAGGGCGCCACAGGCUGCAGUGUGGAGGAAGCCCUGGAAGCGGCGUCGCUGCAUCCCGCUCAACUUUUGGGAAUCACCGAGCGCAAAGGAACGCUCGACUUCGGAUCGCACGCAGAUUUUGUGUUGCUGGAUGACGAGCUCAACGUGGAGGCCACGUUCAUUUCCGGACAGGAAGUGUGGAGGAAAACCGCCGAAGAACAACAAUGACUGACUGACUUAAAAAGCAAAACAACUUAUAUCUAUAUCUAUAUAUAUAUAUUAUUUUUUUUUCAAUGUCCCAUCAUCCUUUGCGGGUUUGACUGGCAGCUGUCAAUCACAUCCUCACAUCAUUUCCUGUCGUACCUUUCGAAAUAAAAGUUGUCCUCUGGAGGCUCGUCGUGUGAGCGGGAAGUGGCCCUCCCUCACGCCGUCUCGCGAGGACGCGGCGAGCGCGAACCAACGGACCUGGAGCGGCCACAGAAGCCCCGCCCCCACCGCGCACGGCCACGGGGCCUCCGGGACCGCCCGGUGAACGGGGAUGGACGCGUACCUGCGAGGUGAGCCGGGGGGCGCCGUUGUCACAGGCUGCGUUGAAAAUCGCUCCCCAGCGACCGUAUCGCGAGGCGGCCAUUUUGUAGCGCUGUCGGAAUGCCGAUUACCCCGAAGGUUCUCAACCUGCGCAUUUUUGAUCGACCCCGUGAACCCGAUUUGAUAGAAACCGCAUUUUGAAUUGCGUCACGGCUUUCGCGGCGAGCACGGACGGACGUUUCCGUCGUCUGACCGGCGGCGGGCACGUGACUUCGAACUCGGACAAUUCUAGCGUGAAGAAGUCCGCGGUGUCGCCGAUGGGUGCCCGGCGCUACCUUUAAGCCGCGUAAGAAAACGAUUCGUUGCUGUAAAUCCAAACAUCCCAUUUUCAGCGGGGUUCUCGUUUUCUUUUCGGGUGACGCAGUCUGCUUCAUCCGCUCCCUUUGUUGUCACAUGGGAACGUCGUCGUCUUCUCUUUGGAAUGUUCGCUUCAUUUCAAAUGCUAAUGACUUUGCCCACAACACUUUGCUGCUGAUGUUUCACAAUAAAAGCAAUUUUAAGAAA
Messenger RNA from Phycodurus eques (leafy seadragon), 2232 nucleotides. It is a transcript of the gene amdhd2, whose product is annotated as amidohydrolase domain containing 2. NCBI's taxonomy places the organism in Eukaryota, Metazoa, Chordata, Actinopteri, Syngnathiformes, Syngnathidae. The transcript has 11 exons. The record is from RefSeq and is a predicted model, not a curated record. Gene Ontology annotation, biological process: N-acetylglucosamine catabolic process. The coding region runs from base 133 to 1368 and encodes 411 amino acids. Gene Ontology annotation, molecular function: N-acetylglucosamine-6-phosphate deacetylase activity.